UGGAACUGCACCCCAGCAAUGAGAACCCGUACCUCCACCGCCCCCCCUCUGCACCCCCUAAGCAGCCCAGAGGGGAGGAGAGCACCCCUCUCCUGCUCCAGACGCCCCCUGCAUCCUUCAACCUGGACCCAGAGAAAGGAGCUCCUAAGCUGGGUAGUCUGAGGACAAAGGUGGAGUCUCCCCUGGAGGAUGAGGACUCUAGCUGGACCACCCUGUCCCAGGAGAGCCCCUCCCCUCAGACCCCACAGGAGAUAGAUGUGUGGGGUGAGGGGGACCUUCCCCCAGGCUGGCGUGAGGUCACAGACCAAUCAGAGGUCUAUUUCUGGCAUGUCCCCACUGGCACCACCCAGUACGACCGCCCUGUCGCCACGACACACCUUGACCCACACCCUGGCUCACAGCAGGGCGACACAGUCACACUGAGACCGCCCAGCGAGCGACCUAGCAGUUUGGUAUCAGACAGUUCAUUGGAGCCUGUGCCCUCUCCCUCCGGCUCCUCUCCCUCCUCCUCCUCCCCUCCCUCUGAUCUCCCUCUGCCUGACAGAGGCUUUGACAACACCAGCUACACUGCCAGUGAGCUGAAGGACUACCCCGUGUAUCCUGACCCCAGCCUGAAAGCUUUUGAAGGAGCUACUCUUCGUUACGCCUCACUGAGACUGCACCCUGCCCAGUUAGAGACAGUGGACCUCAACAGUGCCUACAUUGAUCCAGAGGGACAGUCCUUCCCGGUGCGUUCUCUGGGCUGGGUGGAGAUGGCAGAGAGAGAUCUGACAGAGGGAAGGAGCAGUGUGGCAGUCCAUCACUGUAUCAGACAACUGUCCUACUGUAGGAGGGACAUACAAGACUCCGCUGGGGUCUGGGGAGAGGGUAAGGACAUGCUGCUGGUGCUGCAGGACCGGGAUCUGACCCUGGUUAACCCUGACGACCACAGCCUGCUCCACUCUCAGCCAAUCAGCAGUAUACGUGUGUGGGGCGUUGGCCGAGACCACGACAGAGAAAGGGACUUUGCCUAUGUGGCGAGAGACAAAACCACGCGGGUGUUGAAAUGCCAUGUGUUUCGAUGUGAUACCCCUGCAGAAGCCAUAGCAACGAGUCUCCACGAAAUCUGUUCCAAGAUUAUGGCUGAGAGGAAGAGUGCCAAAGCUGCUGCUGGCAGCUCAUCCCAAACAGGCUCUGAUGUUCCUCUCCAGGAGUUUCCCAUGCCAAAGACUGAGCUGGUGCAGAAGUUCCAUGUGCACUACCUGGGGAUGACGUCCGUGUCUCGCCCCAUAGGUAUGGACAUUAUCAACGGGGCUAUAGAGAGCCUGGUGUCCUCCACAGGGAAAGAGGACUGGACCUCUGUUACUCUGAGUGUAGCGGACGCCACUGUGGCUGUUAUCAAGGAGAAGGAAGAGGAGGAGGAGAUACUGGUGGAGUGCCGCGUGCGAUUCCUGUCCUUUAUGGGCGUGGGCCGGGACAUCCACACUUUCGCCUUCGUCAUGGACUCUGGGAACCAGCACUUCCAGUGCCACGUGUUCUGGUGUGACCCCAACGCUGGCAGCGUGUCUGAGGCCGUGCAGGCAGCAUGUGUGCUACGGUACCAGAAGUGUCUGGUGGCCCGCCCGCCCUCCCAGAGAGCUGGCUCCUCCUCCCCGCCACCCGACUCGGUGACACGCCGGGUGACUACCAGCGUCAAGCGUGGAGUCCAGUCUCUCAUAGACACUCUGAAAACAAAGAAACCACCCUCAGAACUGCCCCAGCAAUGACGGACAGCUCGCUGACCACACCCCCAACCCCCUGGCUCUGUCACUCACACUAUCGCCACAACUACGACCUACAAACACGCCUAUCCAAUACCAGCAAUGGUAACCAACAAUGUACAUACAUGUUAACUUAUUACCACUGGGCAGACCAAAGGACGAAUCGGGCUGGAUAGUGACAUCUGCUCAAAAUAAUAAAAAGUGAAAUAAUCUGCAGAAGAAGAAGAGGAGGAGGAAGUCCAAGCUUCAGCAUGAUGAGGUGCUGGUGAUUUGUGUCUCCAUUGGAACUUUCCAUUGACCUUUGAACUCUGCCGUGUCAUAGCAAAACUGUCCCACUUUAGCCCGUCCACUCCUGUCUUCACCUGGCAUCACCCCAGUCUUGUGGAGUAUUAUAACUACUGAGCUCUAUGGAGUAUUAGACUACUACUGAAUAACACUAGACAUACCUGAGAAAAAGAACCAAUCCCCAUUGAGUGCUGGCUUAGUUGCAUCAGGAGGUCCAUUGACCUCCUUUAUCUUCCCCGUUUUCUACUUGUUGGGCCCAGAAUGGGACACACACACACACACACACGUGUCUCUUUAAGACGUCUGUCUCGUUGACGUGGAAACGGGACAUGCUUAUGGGGAAAGCCAACCAUCAUGGACAAGGCCACUGACCAAUCAGCACCAUCCAGUUGCUCUACCCGACCUAGUAACCUUUGACCCCCAGACUGCAACAGAGACGUGUCAUGUGAUGGACUAUACAGGCAUGAUGUAAUAACAUAGACAAGAAGUAAACAGAACAUGGGAACCAAUGUAUUCCAUUCCCUGGCUAGGAGUUCCAUCUGGCUCACAAAACAGACUGAACCAAUGUCUCACUUGAGGAGGGGUGCGCGAUUGUACUAUAAUUACCCCUCUGAUUGUAAAGUAAUGAUUGUAUCCCUGGUUGGAGAGGAGAUGUUAGAGAUGAGGAGGAAUGGGUUGGUGAUGGUGCUGCAUGUGUCUGUAAUCUGAAUGUGAGGAGAUGGAUAGAUCGUUAUGGGGGAGAGAGGUUACUGAGGAGGGUGUCAAUAUGGACAUAGAUGCUCUGCACAAAAGCCCAACCCCACCAGACUACACACACACACACACGCACACGCACACGCACGCACACACACACAAACACACACACACACACACACACACACACCUAUUUGACCCAGGGACCUCUCUCCACUCUAACUCAACUCUGUGAAUGCAAUAUGCAAUCCAAUCCAACAUUUAAAAAAAAUCUAGAUGUGAAAAUACUGUGAUUCAUGUGCUCUGUUCUUCACUCAUCUCUACACCAUGUAAAUGUAAUCUGUUGUGAAAAUAAAUGCAUUACCAAAAAAGG
Molecule: messenger RNA, 3090 nt
Organism: Salmo salar (Atlantic salmon)
Lineage: Eukaryota; Metazoa; Chordata; Actinopteri; Salmoniformes; Salmonidae
Source: RefSeq, a predicted model, not a curated record